UGUGGCCGGAGGCUGCGAGUGCGGUACUCGAGGACUUAACGUGCGAUCAAAGAGGAUGGUGGUGGAGCAGCUGGGAGGGUGGUAAAGGACAAAGUUUGGUGCGAGCGUGCAAGGCGGCCUGGGUGGCACCGCAGGCCCAGUAUGGCUUGGACCACAUCUGUUCUGUGUUCCUGUACUCUGCUGGUGUUCCAGGUGCUGGCAGUUGACCUUGGGUGGCACCACAGGCAGAGUCGCCACACACCACUGCAGCUAGAGGACUAUGGACUCCUGGAGUCCGUGGCACUGCUGGACCAGCAGCUGGACCCAGAGGCUCAGCUGUGGACCAGCCUGCUGGAGCCACUGCUGGUGUCGCGCUACGUCGGCACGCCGGCCCACGAGGACGUGCGGCAGCACCUUGUGAACGUGCUCACCGCCUUGGGCUGGACCGUGGACGGUAACCGGACGUUCACCAUGCGGACGCCGCUGGGGGAGAUGCCGUUCACCAACGUGGUGGCCACCCACGACCCGGCCGCGCCGCGCCGUCUGGUGCUGGCCUGCCACUACGACUCCAUCUAUGGACGGGACGCGUUUGUCGCCGCCACCGACUCGGCCGUACCGUGCGCCAUGAUGUUGUACCUGGCCUGUUUGAUGACCAGCCGGUACCUGGACCCCAUGAAGGGCCGGUCAGAGCUGACCCUGCAGCUGAUGUUCCUGGAUGGGGAGGAGGCGUUCGUGAGGUGGACGGACCAAGAUUCGAUCUACGGCGCGCGACAUCUGGCGCAGGAGCUGCAGCGGACCCCAUACCGGGGCACGGGGGGCGGCUCCAAUGCCUCCCUGACCGAACUGGACCGGAUCGACUGUUUCGUGCUGCUGGACCUGCUCGGCGCCGCCCGGCCGGCCAUCGCCAACUACCAGGCCGGCACGAAGGCCGAGUUUCGCCGGCUGGCGGCCAUCGAGCGGCAGCUGUCGAGCGCCGGCCUGCUGCCGCCCGACCUGCCGGCCGCCUUCCACUUCCACCAGAGCUGGAGCGGCUGGGGCGCGCCGCAAAUCAGCGACGACCACCUGCCCUUCCUGCGCAGAGGCGUGAAGGUGCUGCAUCUGAUUCCGCACCCGUUCCCGUCCGUGUGGCACAAGGAUGCCGACGACGCACGGGCCGUCCACUUCCCGACCGUCGCCGGGCUCAGCCGGACACUGCGCGUGUUCGUCAGCGAGCACCUCGGCCUCGCCGCCUACCUGUAGUACCCCGUCGGAGGCCGUACCUACGUUGCUGAUUCGCUGAGCUCUGCCGAACGUCCGUCCGCCAACCAAUCUGACGGCCGCUGCCGUCCAGCGGUCUCCGGCUGGCAGCCAAUGAGCGCCGUCCCGCGACCGCCGUCGCUGGCCUUCACCCGGCCGCCUUGCCUACACGGCUGAAGGAAACGCAUGGCGAUGUUUGUGGAGCUCCGAGCCGCUAGCGGCAGUUGGCUGAGUUCUGCUCUAUCCUCGUCCUCGUGCUGUGGAUCUGUUUGUGACGCAGGUGCGGGCCACCAAAUCGUGCAAUGUGAUAAGUGACGUGAUUUAGACGUUAAAUAGAUUUGACUAGGUGAUAACUCAUAGCUGGAACGGCCCGCCUAAGAUAAAGCCUUAUCUCACCGGCCGGGCUGUGGCAUACGUAGUAUUGUUAUAUAUAUAUAUAUAUAUAUAUAUAUAUAUAUAUAUAUAUAUAUAUAUGUGUGUGUGUGUGUGUGUAUAUCUAUCUAUAUAAAUCCUGUAUACUUAAAUGCGUGCACCUAAGAACUUCCGCUCGGGGCCUGCUCUCCCAAGAUACAAAGGUUGUUUGAACCGUAGCGCAUGGUUCUGCAAGUUCUUUUGGCAUUGGAACGCUUUGUGAAGUAGAAAACAUGGCUCUAGUAUGGGUUGAGACUUGACAGUUCCAAGCUUUAUUUUGCCCGUAUCAAGCUGCGUAGAUACUCGCCUCAAGCGAUUCGUUAGACUUAAUUUGUCUGGAAUUACCGUGCACUGCAGUGGGGAAGCUUUGAAACAUAACGAGUCACUUCCCAAUAGACGCGUCGAAAGGUGCGUUCAAUAUUUUUAAAGGUCUCAAACGCGGUCACAAGCGAUGUUGCGAAGUACAAUUUUACGCACAUACAUUUUCGAUAUGGAUACUGUAUUGCAUGAUUUGAGAGCCAGAGCCAGUGCAUUGUCGCGCAAAGACGGAGUGCCUACUUUUCACGAAAAUGUUCCAUGCUUGUCUUCGAGUAGGGAGUGUUAGAGGUGUCACUUCGUGAGCAAACAAUUGCUAACUGUGUAAUCAGCAAGCUCGUAGCCGGUGUGUUGGUAACUUGUUGAAUCGCUUGGUCCCAAAUGUCUUGCGGUUUCUGUUUUGCCAUGGGGGAAGGGACUUGAAUCGGUGCUGUCAUUGCAAUCUGAUGUACGUUUUCCGCGGAUUGCAGCGGGGGUACGGAUGUCGAAACUGCGUGAUGUCCACAAUGAUGAGCUGAGUUGCUCAAAUUGUGCGCCGUGGCCCCUCUGCCACCUCUGGGCUGCUCCAUUGCACUAUCCACACGUAGGCUCAGCCACCUCUGUGGUGUGCACCUCCGCAUUGUCCCGCACGCACGCCGGGUUAAUGUCUGCUCGGCAUGGAACACCAACGGAACGAGAGCCGCUGGUGGGCCUGGGUGGCACGCGGCCACGGAGCGCCAGCUGGCGUUAUAUCGGUCUGGGCUCCCAUCGCCCGCCAGCAUCUGUUGGGGCUUUCAAGGUAGCGACCAAAGUUUCGCGCGGUGAACGAGAAUCGCCAGCUUCGGCCGUGUUUCGUCGUCCCCGCGAUGGAAGCGGUCCCGGGUCACGUGCAACGCGCCCCUUCGCGGGAUUUCGGAAGUGUGUGCUGCUGUGCUCGCGCUGAAAUCGAUCAGCGCUGUCAGUGCGUUUCUGAUCGCUCCUUCCGACACGUCUCGGGGUCACUCGUUAUGGACAUCAUGCCGAAGUACUUAUCAGUUGUGCGAGAUCGUGCGUUGCUCGGGGAGGGCGGCACUUGUUCGCGUCUGGGGUCUGGCGGCGCCACGUCUGCUGUGUUGCACGGGUCACCGCCUGCCGCGUCACGUGACCUGGACGCCCGCCGCUCGCGCCCCCGCUCCCAGCGGCCGGCCGGGACGACGGGUCGUGUUGCUGGCGUUGCAGCACGUCCGGUGGGGUGGGGUGAGCUUUUGUACUAUGUGUCUUAGUCAGCAGCGGCGCAUUCCAGUCUCGAAAAACCUACGCCGGGAUGCAGGGAAUGAACUGGCCUUAUUUGGGUCGGUGGAAUAGGAACUAGCCACUGCGUUUUGAUGAGGUGUUGGUGGCAAUCUGGAUGGCUUGUAGUGUAAAAUAAAUGAU
This is a messenger RNA of Pollicipes pollicipes, 3333 nucleotides long. Its product is annotated as glutaminyl-peptide cyclotransferase-like protein. Gene Ontology annotation, molecular function: zinc ion binding; glutaminyl-peptide cyclotransferase activity. The transcript has 9 exons. NCBI's taxonomy places the organism in Eukaryota, Metazoa, Arthropoda, Thecostraca, Pollicipedomorpha, Pollicipedidae. Bases 142 to 1218 code for a protein of 358 amino acids. The record is from RefSeq and is a predicted model, not a curated record.